GUAACCCUAACCCCGCGCGAGAGAAUCCACCCGCUCUCAUAGUAGAGAUCUGUCUGGACAUGAUUCGCAACACCCAGGAACACUCGCUUUCUCGCUUGGUCUACCCACAGGCAACCGGUAACCCUAGCGGACCACGGCAUCUUGCAAACCCACGCUGAUUGCCUGCUUGACUGGUCCGCCCUUCAUACGUAUCGGUCGUCCUCAUGUGGUCAUUACGGGGACAACCUAUUCAGACACCGACAACCGCCGAGUCCUUCAUCCGCGAGCUCGACCACGACGAAGACCUCGAAAGCUUCGUACACAGGGAAGAACAAGAGAUCACCCUAGCUGCCGGCGGGUCAUUCGACCUCCUCCCACAGGGAGAACCAACGAACUUGGACGACGACCCUUUCUCGACCUCUUUUGACCACUUUGCACCAGCGAUGGGCGCCCGAAUGGAUUGUUAUAUGGGCAUGGAUAUGGAGCCGGGGGUGGACAACUGGACGGGGCAUCCCCAUGAUUCCAUGCAGCAUUUGGGGGAUGUGGGUGGGCAAGAGGCGAUUGAUCUGGACCAGUAUGCGGACAUUGCAGACAUAUCUCAUCCGCAGAUGGCCCAGGCGAACGUGGCUUACGCGAACGUAGCGCAUGCGAGCGUGGCUCACGGGAGCAUGUCUGCGGAACAGAUACCCACGAGACAGAUCCCAGAAGCGAUGCAGCAUGGUCAUCAUCACUCACACCCGCAAACGGUACGAGACAUAACACCGACACUGGAGGAUGCCGCGAUAGACGACUUUGCCAUGCGACUGGACGACUCGGGAGCGAAUGGUGCUGUGAACGGCGUAGAAGAAGAGGAUUAUGAGGACAACGGGGAAGGCUUCGCCGUUACCGAAGUGCCGUCAUCUCCAACGCCCUCCGCCACCACCCACAUCCCCGCACCUAGCUCCGGCACCGCCCUCUACUACGACCCCGCCCUCCUGUCACAUCGAAACCUCUUUUGCAACCAAGCCGACGCCGAUGACUACCCGGAAACGCCAGAACGAGUCCACAACGCGUACGAGACGCUCAAAACGCACGGAUUGGUCGACCGGUGUGUCCGCCUGGCCGCACGGUCUGCCACCUCGCACGAGCUGCGGCGGGUCCACACUGAAGGCCACAUCGAAGAGAUCAACAAAACGCGGACCAUGGACCUCGUUCGACUAAAGGAUAUGUCGGAGCGGCGGUACAAUGAUGUGUUCUUUUCCUCCGAGACCGCAGACGUCGCGAGACUCUCGUGUGGUGGGGCCAUUGCCGCUGCGGAAGCGGUCUGGACGGGCAAAGUACGCAACGCGGUGGCGCUGAUCAGACCGCCAGGCCACCACGCCGAAUCAACAAAAGCGAUGGGGUUCUGCAUCUACAACAACGUCGCCGUCGCCGCCAAAGCCCUUCAAAGCGCCCACGGCGCCCAGCGCAUCAUGAUCCUCGACUGGGACGUGCACCAUGGCAACGGCACCCAAAAGGUCUUCUACAACGACCCCAACGUCCUCUACGUCAGCCUGCACCGCUUCGACGACGGCAAGUUCUUUCCCUACCUCACCAUCGGCGGGAUGGACUACGUCGGCGGCAAAGGCGCGGAAGGCAAGAACGUGAAUAUACCAUGGCCGUGCGAGGGCAUGGCCGACGCGGACUACAUUCACGCCUUCCACCGCGUCGUCAUGCCCAUCGCGUACGAAUUCAACCCGCAGAUCGUCCUCGUUUCCGCAGGCUUCGAUGCGGCUGCGGGUGACCCGCUCGGGAACUGCGGCGUCACCCCCGCCGGGUACGCACAGAUGACACUGAUGCUGAGCGGGUUGGCGGGCGGGAAGGUCGUGAUGUGUCUUGAGGGCGGGUACCAUGUUGAUGCGGUGGCGUCGUCGGUGGUGGCGGUCACGAGGGCGUUGUUGGGGGAUGGGGUGCCGUGCGUGGAUGUGGCGCGGGGGCCGGGGGAGGUGGCGGUGGAGACGGUGCAGAGGGUGACGGAGGUGCAGUCGUUGUAUUGGAGGUGUUUGAGGCCCGUGUUUGAGAAUACGAAGGUUAAGGCGGCGGCUUAUGAGUUGCAACGGCGUAUGGUUUCUUUACCUGACAUAUUAAAUGGCUACCGGGAACACUACCUCUCCACGAAGCACGGCCUAAUCCACCACACGAUCAAGAACGAUCCCCUCGCUGACCGGUUCAACGGUCAGAUUCAUCUCAGUCCCAAUCUCUCGUCACAUACGGGAUUACUAUUCAUCUUCAUACAUCCGAGUUUUGACGAAACAAAGGGCCGGUUAAGCGCACAUACAAACACGCUGAAAAUCACCGAAACGUACGUGUACGACCCAACCACACAAUACAUCGACAGCAUCAUCUCGGGCGGGCAUGCCUUCAUUGACGUGCAGCCCGGGAUCGGCGGUGAUGUGGACGAGACGGCGUUGAUUGUGAAGGAGGUGGCGAAAUACGUCUGGGAUAAACAUGGCCGCACCUCCCCAGCCCGCAGAGUAAUCCUCCUCGGCGUCAACGAAGGCGCCGGUGCGCUGCUUAACUUGGUCGCGCUCAGACCGGACCUGCAAAAACGCACCCUGUCCAUCGUGUCGCUCAUAGCUGCUGGAACGCCGCCGCCGAUGCACUCGAGUUGCGCUGAGUGGUAUUUUAACAACUCGCGCGUGUACACAUGGUCCGAAGACAAACUGGGCGCCCCGAUCAAGACGGAGAUGACGGAGAUGAAGCGCGGGAAAUGUUUUUCGGCUGGACCUCAACCUCCCACCCCAACAUCCUCCAUCCUCCUCGACAUGCUCCACCUCCGCGUCUUCUCCUACCUCGCGCGAACGCUCGGCGUCGUCUACGCCGCGCAACUGGCUGCCAAACCACUGGGUGAAUCCAUCACUAUCGAUGACAGUAAUGAGACGGGGCGGAGUGUGGGGGAUCAAAGGAAGGGAAAGGACGCAGCGACGGUACCACAGCGGGUAUCACGGCCGACAGCAGGCGGGGUGUCGUUACCACUCCCCCCAUCAUCAUCAUCUUCAUCAUCACGUCCCCACCAACAACAGACCAUGCAAAGCACAACACCGAAACCCCGUAAACGCGCCCGCUCCGAAACACCCACCCCGCCCCCGGAGCUCAUCGACGUGUUCGACGAGCCGUUGUCGCCCGAACCCGCCCCACGGAGCGCACCCGUCUCUAAACACACGCCAGCAUCAUCGACGUCGAGAUCGGCGGGGUUGGGCACGAGGGUGAAGAUGGCGAGUGAGAAAGGGUUCCCGCCGAGGAGGCCGAAGGGGACGGAGGUUGUGGUGGAGAUUAGGAGUGCGUCGCCGGCGGGGAGGAGGGAUGGUGGGGCGGGUGAAUAGGAUGGAAGGGGAUGGGUACGGGCGGUAGGUAGCACUCAAACGGCUUAUUGGUGGGGAUAUGCAGGUGUUUUGGCCGUGUGGGAAGAUGCGCGGAUGGCGAGUCUGUAGGCUCGGGGAUUUGGGGGAAUGUUAAACAUACAUGUACAUACAUGUGGUUUGUUGGAUGAAACCCCCGUCAUGCCUGUUCUCUGUUCUCCCUCAAGGCCCUCCUUCUCCUCCUUCCCCGUCGACAUCGACCAGAUCUUAACUGAUUCAACCUAGAAAGUAAAGUAGCAAUAUAAUGGCUAUCACGGCAAAUAAACGGGCAAAUAUGGGACC
Molecule: messenger RNA, 3638 nt
Organism: Fimicolochytrium jonesii
Lineage: Eukaryota; Fungi; Chytridiomycota; Chytridiomycetes; Spizellomycetales; Powellomycetaceae
Exons: 10
Coding region: 204-3320 (1038 amino acids)
Biological process (GO): chromatin organization
Cellular component (GO): histone deacetylase complex
Molecular function (GO): histone deacetylase activity
Source: RefSeq, a predicted model, not a curated record